Molecule: messenger RNA, 2443 nt
Organism: Lemur catta (Ring-tailed lemur)
Lineage: Eukaryota; Metazoa; Chordata; Mammalia; Primates; Lemuridae
Product: protein-tyrosine sulfotransferase 2-like
Exons: 1
Coding region: 166-1299 (377 amino acids)
Biological process (GO): peptidyl-tyrosine sulfation
Cellular component (GO): Golgi apparatus
Molecular function (GO): protein-tyrosine sulfotransferase activity
Source: RefSeq, a predicted model, not a curated record
GCACAGGCUCUGCUGGCAGACAGCUUUGGUGAGCAGGCACAAGGGCCGGAGGCCUGAGAUUAGAGUGUCCCGGGGAGAUGCGAGCCCGGCAGGCCGCCCGCUGGCCUGUCGCUUAAGUCGCGGAGUCGGGUCCCCAGGCCGGGUCUGCCCCACCCGCGGCUAGGCAUGCGGCUUUCUAUGCGCAGGGCGCUGCUGGCCGCCGGCUGUGCCUUGGCCCUGCUGCUGGCGGUGCAGCUGGGGCACCAGGUGCUGGAGUGCCGGGCGGUGCUGGCGGGCCUGCGCAGCCCCCGGCGGGUUGUGCGGCCGGAGCAGGAGGAGCUGGUGAUGGUGGGGGCGGACCACGCGGAGUACCGCUAUGGCAAGGCCAUGCCGCUCAUCUUUGUGGGCGGCGUGCCCCGCAGUGGCACCACGCUGAUGCGCGCCAUGCUGGACGCCCACCCUGAGGUGCGCUGCGGCGAGGAGACGCGCAUCAUCCCGCGCGUACUGGCCAUACGCCAGGCCUGGUCCAAGUCUGGAGACGAGAAGCUGCGGCUGGAUGAGGUGGGCGUGACGGAGGAGGUGCUGGAUGCAGCCAUGCAGGCCUUCAUCCUGGAGGUAAUCGCCAAGCACGGCGAGCCAGCGCGCGUGCUCUGCAACAAGGACCCCUUUAUGCUCAAGUCCUCGGUCUACCUGUCGCGCCUGUUCCCCAACUCCAAGUUCCUGCUGAUGGUGCGGGACGGCCGGGCCUCAGUGCACUCCAUGAUCACGCGCAAGGUCACCAUCGCUGGCUUUGACCUCAGUAGCUACCGCGACUGCCUCAUCAAGUGGAAUAAGGCAAUCGAGGUGAUGUACGCCCAGUGCAUGGAGGUGGGCAAGGACAAGUGCCUGCCUGUGUACUACGAACAGCUGGUGCUGCACCCCCACCGCUCCCUCAAGCUCAUUCUCGACUUCCUUGGCAUCGCCUGGAGUGACGCCGUUCUGCACCACGAGGACCUCAUUGGCAAGCCAGGUGGCGUCUCCCUAUCCAAGAUUGAGCGGUCCACAGACCAGGUCAUCAAGCCUGUGAACCUGGAAGCUCUCUCCAAGUGGACUGGUCACAUCCCUGGGGACGUAGUGCGGGACAUGGCCCAGAUCGCCCCCAUGCUGGCUCGGCUCGGCUAUGACCCCUAUGCAAACCCACCCAACUAUGGUAACCCGGACCCCAUCGUCAUCAACAACACACACCGAGUCUUGAAUGGGGACUAUAAAACACCUGCCAAUCUGAAAGGAUAUUUUCAGGUGAACCGGAAUAGCACCUCCUCCCCCUUAGGAAGCUCGUGAUUUCCAGAUCUCUGUAAAUGGCUUUGUUGCCAGGAAGAGAAGAAACCGCAUUCGAAUGGAAAUUGGACCUCUAAUCCAAGCAUAUUGCUUGCAAUUAAUUGCCAAAAGAGGACUGCUAAUGAAGAACGUAUUUGCAUAUGUUUGCACAAGUUGAAUCAUUGAAAACAUACCUUGAAACUAUCUGUGGACACUCUAGGGUAGAGAGAUCAAAGAGUAUGGUAGUAGUGUAGCUUUUGAAAUUUAGGUGUUUUAUAUUUUUCCCCUCAAGAAUUUUUUUUAAGAAAUGGGAUCUGCCAUCCUCCUUAAUUUGCAGGACUGCUUGGGUGGCUUUGUUUGCUGGGACAAGGCCCAUAACCUGUGCCUCUCCUAUUGACCCUUACAUUGAAUUCAAAAUAUCUAUUUAAGAAUUUAAUAUAUGAGGCUUUCUUUGAUUCCUCCUCAGUUCUACUCAGUUUCACAGAGAAAAGAAAUAUAUGAAUUUGAAUAAAGUGAACCAAAAAAAAAAAAAAAAAGAAAGCAGACUUUGGAGUCAGACUUUUUGGGUUUAAAUGUUGGCUCUACUAGCUGUGACCUUAGGGAAUUUAUUAAACUUCUAAAAGCCUCAAUUUUCCCACCUAUAAAAUGGGAAUAGUGCUCAUAUAGGAUUGUUAUCAUGAUUGAAAAAGAUAAUCCCUAAAAAGGUCUUGAGGAGUGUCUGGCCUAUUGUAAAUAUUCAUUAAAUGUUAGCUAUAAUCAUUCUAAUAACCUUAUACUUCUAGACUAGUGCUGUCCAGUAGAACUUCUGUGAUGAUGGGACUGUUCUAUAUCUAUGGUGUCCAAUAUAUUAAUAGUAGCCACUAGCCACUGGGCUUCUGCACCUGUGUUGGAGAGUAGCGCUGAUCAUGAAAGGUCUUGACAGUGAGGAAGGCAGAGCAUGAGUUAAAGUGUUUUAAAGGUAAUUUGGCUUCAAAGUGUAAACAUAGAGUUACCAUAGGACCUAGCUAUUUUACUUCUAGCUAUAUACCUAUGAGGGUUAAAAACAUGUUCACAACAAAAACUUGUAGAUGAAUGUUUGUAAUAGCAUUGUUCAUAAUAUCCAAGAAGUGGAAACAACCCAAAUGUCCAUCAACUGAUAAAUAAAAAAUGUGAUAUAUUCAUAUAGUGG